Patella vulgata (common limpet) is the source of this 5522-nucleotide messenger RNA. RefSeq names its product beta-1,3-galactosyltransferase 1-like. The record is from RefSeq and is a predicted model, not a curated record. Gene Ontology annotation, molecular function: hexosyltransferase activity. Bases 147 to 1205 code for a protein of 352 amino acids. Gene Ontology annotation, cellular component: membrane. The transcript is spliced from 2 exons. NCBI's taxonomy places the organism in Eukaryota, Metazoa, Mollusca, Gastropoda, Patellidae.
UGUUAACGGGCGACUGGAUGUACAAUCAGUUGCAGUCUUAUACCACAGCAGAAUGACAAUCUAAAGAUAGGUAGAUUGUGUCCCCUACAAUAAGAAUGACAGAAGUAGGAUAUUAUCGUAGUUAGUUGAUCUCAGAAUCUGAAACCAUGCCAUGGGCGACAAGAAAAUGGAAUUUCAGAGCGUUGAUGUUGAUUUUGAAGCGGUUUUUAAUUAUCUCAACAAUCCUAUAUAGUGUGAUUUAUUUAAUUUUUGAUACACGUUAUAGUCGUCGAAUAGCACACUCUUUAACGGCCAGUGUACCCCGUUAUGUUUUUCCACUAGACAAUAAUAUGUCGAUAAAUAUAUCCGAUAUUUACCGCCCAAUACGUACAAAAACACUGUAUCCAUUAACUCAAUCACGUGACUAUUUGCUUAAUAAUAUCAGCAUCUGUGAUACAGAAAUAUCGAUUUUAUUUAUUAUCCACUCUGCUAUUGACAAUUUCGAACAACGGCAAAGAGUUCGUUCAACGUAUGCCUUAAGGAAACGAUAUUUACCAAAUGAAGUACGAGUUAUUUUCUUACUGGGCAGGAAGAUCGAUAAUGGACGCCAAGGGGAGAUAAUCCGGGAACACGGAGAACACGGUGAUAUAAUUCAAGGUGAUUUUAUAGAUAGUUAUCAUAAUUUAACCCAUAAAGGUGUGAUGGGAUUAAGGUGGGUGUCAGAAAAUUGUAGAAGUGUUAAAUACACCAUUAAACUGGACGAUGAUGCGGUAUUUGAUACGAAACUUUUCUUCGAUAAAAUGUUUGAAAAAUAUGGUGGAAGAAAGAGGACAAUGUGGUGUACAGUUUGUUACAGAAGUGGUAUUUUUCGCGAAGGAAAGUGGAAAGUUCGUAAGGAUGAAUUUAAAGGGUACAAAAGAUGGCCGUGGGCUUAUUGUGCUGGAUUUGCUGUCAUUAUCACGGGGGAUUUACCUCCUGCUUUAUACCGUUCCUCUUUAGCUUCCCCAUUUUUCUGGAUCGACGAUGUCUAUCUUUUUGGAAUGUUACCUCAUCGAGUCGGUGGUGUAGGAUUGAAAAGUUUACCCCCAGACGCUACACUACAACCGGCAUACACUGCCGGAGUGUCUUGUCUACGGCGAGGAAAGGGUUGUCAAACUCUCACUGUUGGGGCCAAAACCCGUACAGAAUUUGAUGAGGUAUGGAAUUUGAUGACAAAGCGUCAUUAGGCAUGAUCAGAAACACCCAGGCCAGGGAGGAGCGUAGUGAUGUGUAUUCACAUACGUACACCAAUUCACCGAUUGUGCUUAAUUAUUAUAAAAAGAAAUUCGUGUAAAAUGUAGGUGGCGAUUUAACAUAAUAUUUCACACACAAAAAUAAGUUAUAUUCUUGUCAAAAAAGAUCUUGAACAUCAGGAAUCUCGUGACCAGUUCAGUCAUUUUCAAGAGUGAUACAAGUACGCUGGUGAAACCGUCGACGAUUCUAUGCUGAUACGUAUAGUAAAUAUGAUCAUACAGGAAAUCCGAUUCGUCUAAUUUAGAAGAAAUUUGUCAGUUCUCGAAGACCAAUUGGUUUCAUUACAGAGGUCAGGAAGCGACACACCUGGUAUCUGUAUCUGGUGUCAGUGCCUGUGGACAUUGGAAGCAUGCGCACGAUAUGCGCUGGUAAUGCCGUCCUUGGUCAAAACGCGUGACCAUGAUGUUGUGGCCUUUUGGUAGAUAGGAGACUACCCCCUAUUAAUCUGAAAUAUAGUAUUAAAUUAAAUCUUUACUGGGUUAAUACAUUGACAUAUUUCAAUGGUAUAAAGGUUUUUUUUCAUUAUUAUUUUUGGUUCAGUUGUUUGAGACCAUUUAUAUUAUAACUAGCAUAUAUAUUUUUUAAUAUAGGGAUUUAUACUUAAUAGUUAUUUUAAAUAUUUUAAUUCAUAUGUUUACAAUUACAUGCAGUAUAUAUUUACUUGCUCUAACCCUCCAUAUUUUGGGGGAUCUAUCUCCUAGAUUGCAUAGCCAACUUGCCUCUAUAGUUGAACGAUAUUAUAUUAAAUGAGUCAAAUUGCAUUGGAUUAAAUUGUUUUUAUAACUGGUUAGUUAUACUAUACUCAGCCAAAUUAAAAACUUGACACUCGGGAUUUUUGGGACUAGAUUUUUAAUAUUUGGUUUAGUGUUAUGUUGUGCACAGACGACCUUGACAUCAACAGAAAGCAAGAAUACGUCUCUCCGAAAGUCCUUGACAUCGAUAACGUUCGUGGUGUCACAGUACCCCCCAAAAUGAAAUUCACAGACUUGGAGAACAAUCGGAAUAAAGUGUUUAGUAACGGUUGUGGCCUCAUCUAGCGUCUUGUACUGCCACACAACGUCUUCUCAUGGAUCUCAGAACAUUAGUAAACACUACCCGAGGAAGACGUCGCCACUGCUCAGCAAGAGCAUGUUGAAGGUCCUGCAACGUCAGUGGUGGAUUAAGGUCGUGGCUAAGCGACGGCCAAUCCAGGACUUGGACACCGGCAUUUCUUAAAAAAUUCUGGGUAGCAAUUGCUGUAUGGGGUCGAACAUUGUCUUGUUGAAACGUUAGUCCAGGCCCAUGUCUCUGGGCCUCCGAGCUCGAAGACCAGCAGUCUGCAAGCGAUUUUGAACAGUUUGUGUAGUUACCCUUCCACCAAACAUCUCUCUACUUGUGGAGGUUGCAGUGACAAAUCUGUUUCUAAGAUGACGUAAUCGUAUUGCUUGAUCUUCCUGAAGUGACGUCACACGUGGCGCUCCCGCCCUUGGGCGGUCGGCAAUAGUUCCAGUUUGAAGCACUCUCAUUCUAAGAUUAAUUAUUGUCUGGCGUGAACAAUUAAAGGCUCUUGCAACAGUGACCACAGACUGACCAGCAUAGAGCCUACCUAUAGCACGUAGACGUUCUACAUUUGAAAGGCGCGGCAUUUUCUAACAAAGAUGAAAAUAACAAUUUUAAUUUGUUUUUCCAGUUCAAGUUACGUGUGCGUGUUCAGUUUAAGCAAACUUGCACCGAUUGACCUCACGAGUUUGUGUUUGCACGUGUUUUUCAGGUUUUUCAUCUUUAUAUGCUCAAAAGUUUUUUUUCCAGUUCAAGUUACGUGUGCGUGUUCAGUUUAAGCAAACUUGCACCGAUUGACCUCACGAGUUUGUGUUUGCACGUGUUUUUCAGGUUUUUCAUCUUUAUAUGCUCAAAAGUCACGUGAUCCACGUGACUUUACAAUUUUAUGAAAUUAAAGGCUUCUUACUUCUUACUUUCGUUAGAAACACUUUAAAGUUUACUUGACUUACCAGAAAAAAAAUUCGUUGAAAUUCAUCAGUGUCAAGUUUUUAAUUUGGCUGAGUAUAUAUUCAAGUCCUUGAAAUGCUAUAUGAAAGAUUUAGAUAAAAUAGUGUGACCAAGUUGUUUCUGGUCUUAUUAUAUUAAGUUUGAGUCCAGAUAACAUCUUUGUUAUAUAUUCUUAUAUUUAUUAUUAAAGAUGUUAAAUUCUAUGUAAAAUAAAAUAUGAAUUUUUAAAGAUGUUAAAUUCUAUGUAAAACAAAAUAUGAUUUGGAAAUCGAAACAUGUAAUUUAUUUAUUAAUAUGUAAUGGUUGUAAUGGCAAGUACAUUGGAAAAACUACCGAUCAGUUGAAUUUACAAAUUAACCAACAUCUUUCUAAUAUAAAACUCACAAGAAAUAGAGUCUUGCCGCUGAGCGAACAUUUGGAUAUUUGUUGUAAAGGUCAAUUCAAGAUUUUUCCUUUGUGCAAGCUCAAUAUCCUGUAGUGCUAUCAGAUUUCUUUCCUUGUUGUGUUGGUUUCCUUCGGGAAGGUAAUAUAUAACACUACAGGUUAAAUGGUUCUUACAAUAGCUUCGAAGGUUCCUCGUUCUCAAUAAACAAUUACUGCUUGGAAUACCUGGGUGAGCUCUGACCAGUCUCGCGCAACACCCUCUUUUAUAACCCCCUAAUUUCUGCACGUCUUAGAUUAGCCUUGACGUUAAUUUCCAGCCCAAAUAUGGAAUAAACAUCUUUAUUUCUCAAGACCAGAGGGGGGAACAUUACCUUAUUUGGGCUAGCAACCAUAGGUCAAUAAACAGAUAGAAUUUGAUGAAUACAUGUGUUUUUUGACAAUGGUUAGGAUUUUACCAAAAUAUCACGUUUUUUAUAUAUAAAUAUAUCAUUAAGGACCUGUGAUUUGACUCUAUAGAAAGAGUGAAGCAAAAUUUUUUCAAACAACCAAUAUUGUUUUAAGGACCAAAGUACUACAAUUAGUAAUAAUGAUCUUUUGGAAACAAAAGAAAAAAACUUUAUCGCUAAAUUAUAACCCAAUUUUGAAUGCUAAGGGGUGAUAAUUUAAAUUACGUUUGAUGUUUAAUUAAUGCUAUUUCGUUUUAGUUUUUAUAUUUUACAUAGUCAUUUUCCUCUGUUAUGAAGUGACCCCUACGCGCAAGCGAAUUAUGUAAAUAAAAUUAAACCAUAUGUUAGUCCCGAAAUGACUUAGUUUGUGUCGAGUGGACGUUAAACCCCAUUUCUCUCUCUCUCUCUGUUAUGAAGUGUUGUUAUUGUAAGAGCAUAGUAACGCAUUAAAAUAGCCUGACGAUUCGUGUGAUAACGAUGAAAGUACUAGCCAUAAAGUUAAUUUUAGCGUUUUUCUCUAAUAUUUGAAUUUUACUUUAUAUAUACAUGUAUAUAUUAUACUGCUGUAUAUUUCUUUAUCUUUCUCUAGAUGAAAAAAAUAUCAAAACACUCUAGGUUUAAGAGACAAUCAACCAUAAAUAUUUAACAGGCCAGACAUUGGUCUUAAGUUUCUAAUGCUUAAUUGAUAAAAACAGGUCAAAAUGUCAGACUUCUUGUUCUAUGAUAUAUUUCGAGGUAGCACAUCAUACGUAACAACCAACGGACGCUAUAAUAUUAUUGGAUGGUCAGCUGUAAUAACAGUUUCGUUUAAACCCCAUCUACAACUAUGGUGAAUUACAAGUCUUCACUUUAUUGCACGAUGCUGAUUGUGCCUGACUUGUGCCUGACACUUUUACAGAAUGAUUACUAUGAAAACAUGUUUUUAUGACCGUAAUAUAAAAAGUUAAAUUUAUUACAGUUUUUAAGAAUGGUAUUUAAUGCUGUUUUUUCUAUUGCAAUCUGUGAUAUUUAAAUAUAUACAUAUACGUGUUGAUUUAUUAUAUUAGAUAUUUAUAUUUGAAAAUUAUAUGAUCAUAUAAUGUUAUUAGGUUAAAAUCGAAAAUACUACUUAGACGUACGGGGAAUGUUCGUCAAGGUAUUAUUUCGAGACUUCAUGGAAAUAAUGAGAUGCAGGCUAUUUUUAUACCAGUGCGCCCAUUAUGUUCAUCUGGUGCUAUAAUGUAGUCGCCAUUGUUAACAUUUUGUAUAAUUUGUAUUGAUCAUAGUUAAGAUAUUUUGGGUAGCGCUUAUAUUCAUUUAGAUGUGGGAAUUUAAAUAAGGAUAUUGGUUUAAAGGAGCUAAAUCGCUAACAUUUGGGACCUAGAAAUUCACAAAAGUGGGUCGCAACGCAUAUAAUACUGUAAUAUGAAUGUAUAUAAACUGAUUUACAUUUAA